Anisakis simplex (herring worm) is the source of this 276-nucleotide messenger RNA. Lineage: Eukaryota; Metazoa; Nematoda; Chromadorea; Rhabditida; Anisakidae. The record is from the annotation of a GenBank genome assembly.
GUAGGCAUUGAUCUUCGUCGACGAGAUUGUGGUGUCACAGCUCCUGGUGCACUCAGUGUAGAUCGUCUUGCACUUCGAAACAAUCGCACGAACUUAUUCGAAUGUGUUCUAAUGUCUGUCAUAAAGUACUGUAAUUGUCAUCCAUUGCUCAGCGAAUUUCUGCUUGCUGACAUGUCAUCAAUGGGGCAAUUGAACAAAUCGAUUUUUGAAGCUGUUUGCAGUGCUCCAAUCAAUGUUAUGAUCAGUAACGAUAAGCAAAAUAUCAGUGAGAAAUAG